Molecule: messenger RNA, 2809 nt
Organism: Canis lupus familiaris (dog)
Lineage: Eukaryota; Metazoa; Chordata; Mammalia; Carnivora; Canidae
Gene: VSIG1
Product: V-set and immunoglobulin domain containing 1
Exons: 8
Coding region: 176-1435 (419 amino acids)
Biological process (GO): epithelial cell morphogenesis; maintenance of gastrointestinal epithelium
Cellular component (GO): plasma membrane
Source: RefSeq, a predicted model, not a curated record
ACACAAAUCCGCUCAGAGAAAGGACUGUACCCAAUAAGCCUGAAAAGGCUAUUUGCUUCGUGAUGCCGGCAGAUAAGCCUGGCAAACCUCAGUGUGAUUGAAGAAGCCAGUUGGAGACUCAGCCUAGCUCAGGCAAGCUACCGGUCCUCGGCUACGCUCGACAAACCCUGACACAAUGGUGUUCGCGUUUUGGAAGGUCUUUCUGAUCCUAAGCUGCCUUGCAGGUCAAGUUAGUAUGGUGCAGGUGACCAUCCCAAACAGCAUUGUGAACGUGACUAUUGGAUCUGAUGUCACACUUGUCUGCACCUACACCAGCACUGUGGCCUCCCGAGACAAGCUCUCCAUCCAGUGGUCAUUCUUUCACAAGAAGGACUUACCACCAACUUCCCACAGCCCGUGCCUCAAUACUGAGGGUAUGGAGGAAAAGGCAGUCAGUCAGUGUCUAAAUAUGGCGCAUGCAAGAGACGCUCGGGGAAGAUGUAGCUGGACCUCUCAGAUUUACUAUUCCGAAGGUGGACAAGCUGUAGCCAUCGGGCAAUUUAAAGAUCGAAUUGUAGGGUCCAGCAGUCCAGAUAAUGCAUCUAUCACCAUUUCACAUAUGCAACCAGCAGAUAGUGGUGUCUACAUCUGCGAUGUUAACAACCCUCCUGAUUUUGUUGGAAAAAAUCAAGGCAUCCUCAAAGUCAAUGUGUUAGUGAAACCUUCUAAGCCCUUUUGCAGCAUCCAAGGAGUACCAGAAACUGGCCAUCCUAUAUCUCUUUCUUGCCUCUCGCUGCUUGGGACACCUUCCCCUGUAUACUACUGGUAUAAACUUGAAGGCGGAGACAUCAUCCCAGUGAAAGAAAACUUCAACCCAGCCACUGGGACUUUGGUUAUUGGAAAUCUGACCAGUUUUGAACAAGGUUAUUACCAGUGCACAGCUAUCAACAACCUUGGCAAUAGUUCCUGUGAAAUUGAUCUGACUUCUUCUCAUCCAGAAGUUGGAAUCAUCGUUGGGGCGCUGGUGGGGACCCUCGUAGGUGCUGCCAUCAUCGUCUCUGUCAUGUGCUUUGCAAGGAAAAAAGCAAAGGCAAAGGGGAAAGAAAGGAAGCGAAAUUCAAAGACCACCACAGAACUCGAACCAAUGACAAAGGUAAACCAAAGUACAGAGUUUGAGGCAAUGCCAGAUGAACACGUGAUCCAGCUAGAAGCUACCUUGCCACCUUCUGGCCAUGAGGAUGACCCCGAUGCCAUCCUAGGGCCAGAUCAUCAGCCUAUCCCGGAGCCAGAGGCUGUCCAGGAGCCUGCCCCGCAGCCUGUCCCAGGGCUGGAGCUUGAGAUAAAGCUGGAGCCAGAGCUGAAGCCAGACCCAGAUCCGGAGCCGGAGCUGGAGCCUGAGUCUGAGUCUGAGCCUGGGAUUAUAGUGGAGCCCUUGUGUGAGAAGGAUAGGGAGUGAGUAAGCCAUAGGCUGUAGCCUAAGUACAGUGUUCAUCGCUAAGGAACUUAUUACUGGUAUUUGGAAUUCAGCUGCCCUAACUAGUCUCCCACCCCCUUCCUCUGUUCUGACUAACCCUUUUCUAACAAGGCGCCCCUACCAUCAAUCCCAAACAAAUAGGUCAAGAUAAAUACAAGGGUUCCUGCAUGACUUACACUUUUACUAACAUGUAAGCCUAACCGAUGACAAAGUGAGUGAUUUCUCGUUCAGAUGAAAGUGUUUUGUUUUGCAGCAACAUCUACACUGUACUUCAGAAAAUCUCUAUUUUCAGCUCAUCUUUAUUAUGUUCCACAUGCACACAUGACAAGGUGGCAUUAAUUGGAUUCGAUAUUAUUCCUAGGAUGAGCUGUCAGGGCUUCCCUAUUCAUUUUGACACUGGCCAUGAAGACAAGAAUUUGCUAGCAUUCUCUUGUAGAUUGGGGGCAGGGGGAAUCCUCAAAAAUUGCAGAGGAGAAUAUGUAAAGGGUACAUAUUAAUUGGUAGAUAGCAUUUAAAUCUAGGUCUUAAAAUCAGUGCUUCAUUUAUCAUAUUAGAUCUCCCAAGGAACCACUCUGCUAUACAGUAUCUUAAGCAUAGCAAAAAAUUUAAAUAACCUAGUUUUCAAAUGCAAGAUAAUCUACAGGCAAACAGUUCCAGAUAACAUUUUCCUUCGGUGACUAAAAAAUGUUGAUACCAUAGGUGAUGUACAAUUUACCUUUUAAUGAGAUACUAUGUUAUCACUAUAUCUGAUGCUACCUUACUUAAGAAGGGCCAGAAUAUGAAACUGUUCUAAGUGAAUACUUAAGAUCUAUUUUAGAUAAUCUGAACAAAUUAUUUAAUCUGUUUCACUGUUGGGAUAUUCCACAGUAGUAGAUAACCAUAUAAGUGCUAAAUAUUAACCUAACAUGCAUUGAUAUUACCUCUUUUUUACCUGCCAAAAUGUGUUCUCCAUUGAUAUUUUACCCAUAUACCACCUUGAAGAAAUUUAAAGGUAGAUUUUUUCAUUUGUGUAAUCAGAUUUUAAAUCUUAUUUUGAAGUUCCAUAAAUAACACUCAAUAAAAUCUCAUUUUAAUGAUCCUAAGGUAAAUCUUUCAUUAAUGUUAUUGACAUAUACUUUAUGUACAAUAAAGCAUACCCAUUUCAGGUGUACCAUUUGAUGAGUUUUGACAGAUGUAUACACCCAUGAAACCACCACAAUUUAAAGAGAGCAUUUCUGUCAAUCCAAAGUGUUUCCUAUGCCUUCGUGUAAUCCCACCAUCACCUUGGACCUAGGCAACCACUGAUUUGCUUUCCAUCUUUAGAGAUUAGCUUUGCCUUUUCUUGACCUUUGUAUAAAUGUGAUCAUAUAGUCUGGA